Molecule: messenger RNA, 2176 nt
Organism: Cryphonectria parasitica EP155
Lineage: Eukaryota; Fungi; Ascomycota; Sordariomycetes; Diaporthales; Cryphonectriaceae
Exons: 5
Coding region: 65-1552 (495 amino acids)
Source: RefSeq, a predicted model, not a curated record
GGUCAGCAUCGAGUCGGGACACUCCAGCAUCAAGUCUCCAGCAGGUACCUUCAGCUCCCGCGCCAUGAACCGAUCCUCUGCAGGAACAAAUCACACCUCGGCCCCCAACACACCACUGUCGCCCUUCUCCCCCCAGGUCCCCAACAUCGACCUGCCCAAGCCCCCAGACCCGGAUCUGGAUCCUGCCGGAUAUCUGAGGAGCCUUGGCGCCGUCCGCGAGAGGUGCAGCGUCGUCACCACCAAGGCUAUCAAAAAUGAGUUGAAGCACUUUGACGUCGACAUGGGGAAGUUCCCCGAGGUGGUCAGCUUCGUCGCCAGCAUCAUCAAGAGAGACUACGACGCGCCCUUCACCACCAUACCGGCACACGGCAGACACCAGCACUUUUGUGUGGGCGGCAGAGACCGGAUCGCGCAUCUGCUGGCCACUUGGGAGAGCCUCGAGAACGCCGAGAAGUGCCGCCGCCUCAUCGACUUGUUCUUGGUCAGCGUGCUGCUGGACGCCGGUGCCGGUACGGAGUGGAGCUACAAAAGUGUUGAGAAUGGCCGCAUCUACAAGAGGUCUGAGGGUAUCGCCGUUGCAAGUCUGGAGAUGUUCAAGACCGGUCUUUUCUCGGGCGACCAGAGCAACAAGUUUCAGGUUGACAAGGUCGGACUUCGACAGCUGAAUGUCGAUAAGAUUGCCAAGGGCCUGCAAUCGCGGGAAGGCAACGAGAUGGCUGGCUUAGAAGGGCGGACACAACUGCUCAUCCGACUGGCCGAUGCCCUCGACAGCAACAAGGAAUUCUUUGGCGAGGAUGGACGCCCUGGAAAUAUGCUCGACUACCUCUUGUCGCACCCAUCCACGCAGGCCUCGUCAAUGCCCAUCGUCCUGUUGCCGACCCUUUGGGACGUGCUGAUGACAGGUCUCGCGCCUAUCUGGCCCCCCUCCCGCACGGCCAUUAACGGAAUUUCCCUCGGCGAUGCCUGGCCCUGCUCGUCCAUGCCACAACCAACGGCUGCACCUGCUACCCCGACCUUCAGCCCCUUUCCUACGUCGGGCCGUUCCGGAUCUGCAGCGGCCUGGGAGUCGAUUCUGCCUUUCCAUAAGUUGACGCAGUGGCUCACCUACUCGCUCAUGCAGCCUAUGCAGCAGCUGAUGAAAAUUCACUUCGCCGGCCAGCAGCUGCUGACCGGCCUCCCCGAGUACCGCAACGGCGGUCUUUUCAUCGAUAUGGGCGUCCUGACGCUGAAGCCCGAGGAUAUGGAGAGGGGCCUGUUGAAAUACCAGGAACACUGCCUGCGGACGGAGACCAGGGGCAUCGAGGUCGCCCCCAUGUUCGAGCCGAGCGAUGAUGCCGUGGUUGAGUGGCGUGGUGUAACGGUCGGCCUCCUGGACCGCCUGUGUACGGAUGUAAACCAGGCCCUGAGGGCCGAGCUCGGCGGCAACCAGCUGACCCUGCCUCAGGUGCUCGAGGCGGGAAGUUGGAAGGGUGGACGCGAACUCGCCGAGAUUAACCGGCCGAAUACGAGGGAACCACCAAUUCUCAUUGACAGCGACGGAACGGUGUUUUAGUGCUGCGCCUUCGUCAUUUGUUACCCCUCGUCAUAGGUGGGAUGAGAGGCGAGAGACAGAAUCUGAUGCUUUGAAAGUUGUGUGGUGAGACCACAUAUUUCUCUUGAAAAGCGCGCACACACACAGACGCACACACAUGAGGGUCCCAAGACGACCACUCUGGCACAUACACAAUCACCUACGCCUGUCCGAAAACAAAGGUUGUGGUGAGAGGCAACAAGUUGAGGGAAGAAAUAUAAAUUGCAUUCUCCUUGGCUUCGAAGCCAGCAUUCAUUCCCCUGAUAUGAUUUCCCAUACCGCAACUACAUUUUGGGGGAGAAAUUUUCACACAUCGAAGGGACAGUUUAGAUGCAUCGGUUGCUGCGCAUAAUUGAAGGGUGUUUUUUUCCCUUGGUGGAAUAAGGGAUCAUUUGGCGUCAUGGGGAAGGGAGAAGACACACACACACUUGCCAUUCCACCCUGCAUCAUGGGACACAACUACUACUACCAAUACCACUACUACUUAAAAAGGAGGCAGGGCAAAAAAAGAAAUAAAAUGGACGGCCGCGGAAUGAGGAUCAAGGAUCAUUGUAUUGUCUAGUAAUUAUUUUUUAUCAAAAGCAUCGAAUAUGCGAGUCUUUGCCC